UGUGGUACUGAAAAUCCAUUUGUCACAGAUAAGAAAAGCCAGCUUAGGACGACAAUGACUGGGAUUGGCUCUUCAUGUGGAGCGUGCAAGUUCCUGAGGAGAAAGUGCACCAGUGAAUGCGUGUUUGCUCCUUACUUCUGUUAUGAACAAGCUGCAACCCACUUUGCAGCAGUGCACAAGGUGUUCGGUGCAAGUAAUGUUUCCAAGCUAUUAUUACACUUACCAGUACACAACCGAAGUGACGCUGCAAGCACCAUUUCUUACGAAGCUCUAGCUCGGGUGCGGGACCCUGUCUAUGGUUGUUUUGCUGAUAUCUAUGCACUCCAACAACAGGUUGCCCACUUACAAGAGGAGAUUGAAAUCCUUGGGAGCCAAAUGGCUAAUUUCGCUGUUGGUGUUGCUAGUUGUGGAAGUUCUCAAGCAACUACCAACCCAUGUAAUGGAUUACAAUUCUCAUCGCAACAUGGUGUGAUACACACACAAUACUAUCAAAAUCAACAAGCUGCACUACUUUCCCACGCAGAAAGUGCAAUUCCCAACCAAGCCUUUGAUACCCAGAUGGAUAUACCGCUCCAUCCUUUGUAUGGAUGGGAAAACCAAAACUUAUUUGAUGACUCUGGCCAAAAUCUCAUAGAGAGCCUCCUUGAGGGAAUAGAAGAAGAGAACUUCACACAUUUCCCAUGGUUGUACAACAGUACCAAUGCCAAAAACUGAGGGAGUUGCACUUUCUGCACAGGAAAGCAGUGAUUGGUUUCGAAAGAGCAGAAAGCAUGUGUUAUAUGACUCCUUUCGGCUUCCUUCGUAUGGCAACAAGUUUUGUACUAGGCCUGAUUUUGCAAUUUAAGCUGGUUUUUGAGGUGUAGGCAUAGCUUAUUCUAGUUUAAACCCUUAAUAAAUAUCCUUCUCUUCUGUACAUUAGACCCCAUUCCUUCACUUAACAACAGAUCAUAAUCAACUGGAAAAUUUUACUGUUAUAGUAUCCACCACAAGAAAUUCCGA
Molecule: messenger RNA, 999 nt
Organism: Alnus glutinosa
Lineage: Eukaryota; Viridiplantae; Streptophyta; Magnoliopsida; Fagales; Betulaceae
Product: LOB domain-containing protein 33-like
Exons: 2
Coding region: 55-714 (219 amino acids)
Biological process (GO): positive regulation of DNA-templated transcription; hormone-mediated signaling pathway
Cellular component (GO): nucleus
Source: RefSeq, a predicted model, not a curated record